This is a messenger RNA of Cannabis sativa, 1805 nucleotides long. RefSeq lists its product as uncharacterized. Bases 1 to 663 code for a protein of 220 amino acids. The transcript has 2 exons. Lineage: Eukaryota; Viridiplantae; Streptophyta; Magnoliopsida; Rosales; Cannabaceae. The record is from RefSeq and is a predicted model, not a curated record.
AUGGCAAUCACUCGUUCAUCAUCAUCCCCUUCUCCAGUUCUCAAACAAAAAUCAAAAAUAGGCAAGAAAUCGUUGGCCAGCAAAUCCAAGGGUAAACGCCCGAUCAUUGAAGAUUAUGAUUCUGAUUUUGAAGCUCCAAUGCCCAAGCGUGGGAGACCCCAUUCUUCGAAGAAAACGAAGCUCAACUUGGAGGAGCACACGGUUCCAGAAAUUUCUGGGAAAAAAACUAUUUCACCUGCUGAAGAUCGGACUCAGGUUUGGGACUGUAAAUUUAGUCCUUCUGAUUUUUACAGAUCUAAGUGUGUAUGCACCAGUGUUUAUUCCGUGAUAGAUAAUAUUAAGAACACUUUAUCUGUUAAUUUGCUUUCUUUGUUUCGUCAAACUCAGUUUGGGCAUUUUCUGGAUAUGCCUGAGUUUGUUUUUCAUCCGCAAGUCGUACAUAGUUUAUUACUAAGGGAAGUUUUCCAGCCCAAUCCUAAAGAGUUUUGGGCUAAGGUUGCUGGCCGUUGCAUACGGUUUAGUGUCGAAGAAUUUUACCUGAUUUCUGGUUUAGAUUGUUUCGGUGAUUGUAACAAGUUGUUGUUUUCACAGGAAACAAAUCAAUUGGUAGAAACAUGUUUCCGUGGUGUAAAAACUAUUGACCACAAAGCCAUCGACAACUGAUUGUCUUGUUUGGCACCAUGAGUUGAGUGGCGUAUACUCGGUGAAGAGUGCUUUUAAUUUGCUUCAGAAAGCGAAAGGAGCUUGGAAUACUGUUGAAGCUUCGAAGUUUUGGAAUGAACUUUGGAGAUUAAAAAUACCUCCAAAGGUUAAGAACUUGAUUUGGAGAGGAGGAACUAAUUGUCUCCCAACAAAGGUCCAAUUGAUUACUAAAAGGGUUGAUGUUGAUAGCCUAUGUCCCGUAUGCAACUCGCAUAAUGAAACAAUAAUGCAUGUGCUUGCUUAUUGUCCUAUUGCAGCUCAAUGUUGGGAGAGGGUAGCUAUUACCACGCCUACACAGCAAGAAAACUGCUUCUUGGACUGGUGUGUCUCGGUCUUCAAUAAUGCCAACACAGAAACUUGUCGAAUGUUUUGUAUCUUAUGUUGGGCAAUUUGGGGAGCAAGAAACGACAAAGUAUGGAAGAACAAAGACUCUACUGCCUCUUUUAUUUAUGCUUUCGCUGCUACGUACCUUGAGCAAUGGAAUUCGACACAAGCUCCUUAUUUGGAGACAUCACGGACUGGACUACUGGCCGGGGAUGGGAAUGACCGAUGGUGCGCUCCAGCUGCUAAUGUAAUCAAGGUUAAUGUGGAUGCAUCAAUAUUUGAGGGUAGACAAGACUAUGGCUAUGGAAUGGUGGCUAGAGAUGAACAUGGUUUUAUGUUGGAGGCUACUUCUCGGCUUUGUCAUGGGAGUGUACGUCCGGAGUUAGCUGAGGCAAUUUGAGUCCGAGAGGCUCUAAGUUGGAUAACAAAUAAAAAUUGGCCGCAGGUGACUCUAGAGACUGAUUGUUUGGUGGUGGUACAAGCAAUUUGUAAUCCAACUCUUAUGACUUCUCUGUUUGGUGAUGUAAUAAAAGAGUGUCAAAAUCUGCUUGUGAACUUAUGUGGUGUUACUAUUUCUUUUGUAAAACGGUCAGCAAAUUUAGUAGCUCAUGAAAUUGCUAGAGCUGUUAUUUCUUACUCUGAUCGUAUUUUCAGUAUGGGGAAUGUCUCAACUGAUUUGCUUCCGUUUUUGGUUGCUGAAUUUGAAGUUUAAUAAAGUUUGAAUACUUUCUUAAAAAAAAAAACUUAAAUUUUUCAAAAAAAAAAAUAAUAAAUUAAUA